CAUUUCAGUCGCUUACAAGUCAGUUGCAUUAGAGGCGAGGCUAAAUAUCUCACAUCGGCGACGAGAUCUCCUCUCAUCAUGUUUUUUGGUCUUCUUUAUCCCCUUCUAUUUGAAGUCUCUGCUCUAAUUCCAGAUCCAGUCUUUUCACAAGGUUCGUUAGACGCGUUUACUAAUACGUAUCUCUUUUUGUUUUCAGUGUUAGAACAUUGAUGUUGGUAAUAUUCAGUUAUUCAUAGUAAUUUAACUCAAAAUUUGGAUAUAGUCAGAUGUUCCCUGAAUUCGAUCAGUCUUUGUUUUUUGUUAUAUUUUCACUUGGCUAGUGAUGGGCGUUGCCGGAAUUCUCUUAGGGAGCUUGUUUCAACAAUUUGCGUCAUAACUUAAAAUUCGGGACGCUGUUGAAUGGCACAAAGUUUGGUUAACUUCCUUUCACAUACAUCUGCUGUUGUAAAGUUGCAUAGCUCAAGUCAAUCUGUUGCCCUCCAACGUUCAGCUUUUCAACUUGGUCAAAUGCGACUAACACUCCAUCACUCUACAUCGACAAAUGUUUUUCAAGAGUAAGCUUAGUCAUUGAUUGAAAAAGCUUUUAUUCAGCUUCAAUUUAAAUUCUUAAGGUAGCCAAAAAAACGGCUACACUCCUUUAAACCUGGAUAAAAUUACGGUUUACUACAGGCUUUCGACCUUUCCAUGCUUUUGCUCAAAAUAAUUUAUCAAAGACUUCCAAAAUUGGGUUCGCAGAAACAUUCGAUUCCUAUGUCUGUCAGAUCAUUGAUUGAUGUUCUUCAUUUUUCCGAAGAAAAGUUUGAAAGCAGUUUGUUAUAGUUAGAUAAUUAAUACUGAGGAACACAAAUGAAUGAUAACAUUACAGCACCGAAGAGCUAGAAAUGUUUACAAUUUAAAGGUUUGUGACUUUAAUUGCAAAAUGUUAUUCUAAAAUGCUACCUCAGUGAAUAAAUAUGUUAAAGUCACUCAAAAUGCGUGUAUAUUUAUGGUAAAUGACACGGCAGAUGUUGAUAACUGAAAAGGUAAGACAAUACAACUUUAUGUUCGAGAGGUUCCCGGACAACUAUUGAAUAAGUUAAGAUCGAAAUGGCUUGUUGAAAUGGCUGCGAAAAAUCUAUCUGUGAUAUGAUCGUUUUAAGGGUUCAACGAAGCGAAAUUCUCUUUUUUUUACCAAACUUAAUUUUUCACAUGUUAUCCUUCUUUAUCUUGCAAAUUAUCGCCUGAAUUUACCCAAGUUGAUCUAGGGCCUCCUGGGCUGAGCACCAAACAGAGUUUGGCGACAACAGAGGAGGAAAAUUGUUAAUCAAAUUUGGCGGAGGUCAAGGGACCCAAGAUGUUAAGACAGCUUCAAGCUGUUGACAAAAUUUUUAUCUGUUUUGCUUCCAAUUGCCAAAAUUUAUGAUUUCUAAAAUCAAGAAAGGUACCAUAGUAACAGUGUCGCAAGAUUUCUCCAACCUUUCAGGUACUUGGAAUGGAUAGCUACUGAAUAAAAACGAGGGGGCUGACAAAAUUCACCUCCAAUUAGAACAAAAAAUUUAUGGGGAAGUUAAAAUUAUUUAUCAAAGGCUGUUUACCUUGGUCUUGUAUGAUCUAAAGGCACGUUUCGGCCUCUAAUCAAACGUCACAUAUUGUUAAUGCUCAGAAUGUUUUUAAAUAUCUUCAUAUUUUACUAGGGGGCUAAAUAUCGUGUAAAACACUUAAAAUAUCUCAUAGGUUUAAUCAGCUGAUAACCAUGACAACAAUUCUGGCAUAGAACUGAGCAUCGUCCCGAAAAUAAAGCGAGAGAAAAAAUGCACGGAUCAGCUUGAAUUAGCUCUCGAUACUUUAAAAUAUCUCUCGAUUUUAUAAACAUCCUAUGCUUUCCACCAUUCUCAGCUACCUCUUCGAUGCACUCGACAACAUCCUAAUACGGCAAGAGUACAAAUUUUGUCUUAGUCGUAGAGAGGCAGGGGUCACCCCGAAAUUAUUGAAAAGAGCUGCGAGGGAAGGGGAGGAGAUGAAUGAGAAGGAGGAAGGCUGAUACUGAUCGGCCUUGAAACCAUUCUUGAAAAGGUUUUUUCUUUUCUUAGGGUAUGCCUCAAACGUUGCAAAUUAAUGAAGCUGAUUAACUACUGACAAUAGUAAAAUGGUUUUUUAUCUCCCUACAUGGCGGAUUUCGCUAAAUGAGUGUUCCUAAGAUCUAGAGUCUCAUAGUUAUGAUAGACAUCAAUUAUUUUGAGUGGUAUGGGGGUGGGGGGGGGGGGUAGUGUUCUAUAGGCCACUUUAUCCAUUAUUGUAACCAGCAAGUCCCUUCCUCGCCACUCCCUCCUGUGAGUGGUGCCAUCAUGUCCAUGUCCUUUUAUUACUGAACUGUUCUUCUUUCCUGUUACAGAAUCAAACCCCGUGUAUCGCGAGGGCAACCUCGCCUCCUCCACAAGAACCUUCCUGAGACGUACAUUCAUUAAACACGAGUUUCAUCACUUGAAUGUGCCGCUUGUUGGAACAGUGGCAGUGUCUGAUGUGUUUGACUGCACGUUAGAAUGUCUCAGCAAUCCGUUCUGUUUUUCUGUGAACCUGGCCGCCUUCAAAGGAGCCCAUGGAAAGCUUUGGUGCGAAGUGUUGUCAUCUGAUAAGUUCAGAAACUCCACAGAGUAUAAAGGGAAUAAAAGUUCGCAUCAUUUCGCCAUUGAGGUAGGAAACAUUUCUUAAUUUUGACAAAUAAACGUGUUAAAAGUUUGACAGCCUUGUCAAGAUCGUAAAGAGAAGACAGUCAGGUUAAAGCCACUGCAAAUGGUGUCGGUCUGUUGUCGUAUUCAUUGUGGUGACAACCGUAUUUCUAUGGCAUGUUGUAAAGCAUGCAAACACUUUCUCGUGCCGCACACUAUCUUACUUACUUACCACCUUUGUUUCCCAGGCACGUCGGCAGACUAAGAAAAUACAUGUGAGUCAGUUGAAAAUUUGAGUCAAGAUACCAGAUUCUGUUUGUUUAAAGAAUGGAAUCGUUGUUUAAAUCGUCAGUAUUUGGUCAGCCUUUAGUCAAGAUACCAGAUUCUGUUUAUUUGAAGAAUGGAAUCGUUGUUUAAAUCGUCAGUAUUUGGUCAGCCUUUAGUCAAUUUUGUGUUUUAAAAUGUUUUAUCGAUAGACUUCUUCAUUUUCUGCAAACGUUCGAAACAGUUAGAAAAGCUUUCCUGACUUAUAGAUCCCAACGGCUUAGCAAUAUAUUUUAACCUCAUAAAGCCACUUUCUCAAAUACCGGAAAAGGCAGAAAACUAAUCCAAAAUCUUAAUACUGAUAAAAAUUAAAAAACACUGAUGCUAUCAGAUGAGGUAUGUCUAUACCAUAAAAAUUUAUAUUAAAACAAAUCCGGACCGGAUCGACGAAAUAGCGCGCCGCGAUAGGCGGAUUAAUGUACUCCCUAUUUACCGAACAUUUACAGAUUUACAGCUGCCUUUCAAAAUGAACCAUUUUCCUACUUUGUUUCUCUACAGUCACCUUGCUCUUCGUCACCUUGUCAACACGAGGCUACAUGUGUCACAAACUAUAGAGAUGGCUCAUUCAGAUGCCGCUGUACAGAAGGCUUCAAAGGAGAAUAUUGUGAAAAAGGUGAAUAGUUUAGUAUGGUGUUAAAUUCUAAAAUUCUCAAGUGACUGCGAUAAAUUGUUCUGCUUUACCUUGCAGCUCGAAGACUUAAAAAAUAGCUAGCGAAAAUAGAUAACUAAAAAAACAUUUAAUGCAAUGCAUAAAGAUGUUGAAUCUCUUGGUGCUCAAGUUGAUUAAUCAUCUGACUGCGAAAUCAAGAGGUCUGAGGUGGGGAACUAAAUAUUUAUUUUUAAUUUUUACCUCUCGUAAGGGAACAAUUAUCAUUCAUCAUUUACCACGAAGGAGUGGGGGGGGGAAGUGGAGAAUUUUAGAGGAUCGCAUGAUUUUCAGGGGGAAAGGAGGGGGAACAGUUGUCGCCGAAAAGAGUUUAAAAGGGGGGACUGUAGAAAUUGGCUGUCAAUUUUAAAACUGCUAACGAGUGGGGAUCGUAAGAAUUUUACAGAGCCUUAACUGAGGGGGGGGGGGAGCGAUCUGGUUAAUUUUAUCGUAACUCAACCAAAAUCCUCUGACCCCCUCCAUCGGUAGUAAAUUAUAACCGGUACCAAAGUGAUGUUUAUCAUCUCUUAUUGCUCAAAGAUUUUGUUCAUAGCUUGAUACAAGAAUGUACAACGACUCUACUUUUGUUUAUCCUACUGGACUGUGACAAAGCCUAAAUAUCUUAAACACCUGACUUUUGUUUUUUUCUCUUUAUAUUUAGUUAUUGGGUCCUGCAAAGAAGCUUACAACCUUCUCAAGUAAGUGAUACCAAAUUAUUACCCUACAGAGCAUAAAAAAGAUACAAAAUUAUCGAAUAGUUUCGACGUCGAGAGGAAAUUUUUUGCCGCAAACAAAUAUGAUCACGAAUGGAUUUCUUUUCGCGUCAAACAGGUCAAACGCUAGUCAACUGGUUCCACUGUACCUUGACUCUAAACCAAUCACAGUUCUCUGUCAGAUGGGGAAUUUUGGAUGUGGAGGUGGAGGAUGGACGCCUGUAAUGAAGAUUAACGGCAGCCAGGUAAGCCUCAUUUGGAGGAAUAUUCUUAGCGGGGUUCUUUUGCGGGUGAUGAAGCGCAAGAAAGACAUUUUCAGAAGCAUCGAAACUAUGAGAGAAUCUCUUAGCAACUCGUCCAUAUUCCUCUCGCGGUCCCGCUUACAGAAAUUCUUCUGGCAUAAGUACGACAAUACCCUAAUAUCUAAAAGCGCGACGAAUUGCUAAUUAACCCGCCUACAAGUAGGGUAUUUGCACUAACAGUAUUAUUGAUUUCAUGAAGGUCCUGCCUUUGAUGAUGCAUCGUGUUGUGUAUGUUUAAGGAUAAAUUAAAUCCUCUUAAUUCUUUUUAGGCAACGUUUCGCUAUGACUCUCACUACUGGAGUGAUAAAAACCAAUACAACACUCCCGGCGGGAGGACUGGGUUUGACUCACAAGAGACCAAGUUACCGACCUAUUGGAACACAUCUUUCUCCAAGAUCUGUCUCGGUAUGAAGAUAAGUGGACAGCUCAGGUUUAUUGUCAUUAACAAGCAGGCCAACUCUCUGCACUCACUGAUUGCUAAUGGGACAUACCGCGCUACUUCACUGGGUCGUAACGAGUGGAAGAAGUUGAUUGGUGCGCAAGGCUCUUUGCAACUGAACUGUAACAAGGAGGGCUUCAAUGCUGGAGGUGACAGAAAUGAUCAUUCUAGAGCAAGAAUUGGUUUUAUUGCUAACCAGGUAAACCAUUGCCACACUUGUGACUCCAGAAUUGGGUUUGGCACCGGAGGAUAUCCUGAUAACUCCACUACGUGUGGAAACGUAGCAGCAGUUCGCCCAGAUAAUGGUGACAGAUACAUAAAAGCUAUGGGAUACAUUUUGGUGCAGUAA
Molecule: messenger RNA, 5418 nt
Organism: Pocillopora meandrina
Lineage: Eukaryota; Metazoa; Cnidaria; Anthozoa; Scleractinia; Pocilloporidae
Source: the annotation of a GenBank genome assembly